This is a messenger RNA of Globicephala melas (long-finned pilot whale), 2101 nucleotides long. It is a transcript of the gene STOML1, whose product is annotated as stomatin like 1. The record is from RefSeq and is a predicted model, not a curated record. Lineage: Eukaryota; Metazoa; Chordata; Mammalia; Artiodactyla; Delphinidae. Gene Ontology annotation, cellular component: plasma membrane.
CGCCCAUGGCCGCGCAGGCGAAACCGGGAACGGCGACCAGCAGGGGUGGGGCGGUGUAGCGGCCGGCUGGUCAGGCUGCGUACAGUGCUGGGGCGCGGGGCGUACCCCCGUUAGGAGUCAUGCUCGGCAGGUCUGGGUACCGAGCGCUGCCCUUGGGGGACUUUGACCGUUUCCAGCAGUCGAGCUUAGGCUUCCUGGGCUCGCAGAAGGGUUGCUUGUCCCCGGAGCCGGGCGGCGUGGGGCCUGGGGCCGAUGCACCUCAGAGCUGGCCUUCCUGCCUCUGCCAUGGCCUCAUCAGUUUCCUGGGGUUCUUGCUGCUGCUGAUCACCUUCCCCAUUUCUGGUUGGUUUGCCCUGAAGAUCGUGCCCACCUAUGAGCGCAUGGUCGUGUUUCGACUGGGCCGGAUCCGCACCCCUCAAGGACCCGGUAUGGUUCUGCUCCUGCCCUUCAUUGACUCCUUUCAGAGGGUGGAUCUGAGGACACGAGCCUUCAGUGUCCCUCCUUGCAAGUUGGCCUCUAAGGAUGGGGCUGUGCUGUCUGUGGGGGCUGACGUCCAGUUCCGCAUCUGGGACCCGGUACUGUCGGUGAUGACAGUGAAGGACCUGAACACAGCCACACGCAUGACGGCCCAGAACGCCAUGACCAAGGCUCUGCUCAAGAGGCCUCUGCGGGAGAUCCAGAUGGAGAAGCCCAAGAUCAGCGACCAGCUCCUGCUGGAGAUCAACGACGUGACCAGGGCCUGGGGGCUGGAGGUGGACCGCGUGGAGCUGGCAGUGGAGGCCGUGCUCCAGCUGCCCCAGGACAGUCCAGCUGGGCCCAGCCUGGACAGCACCCUGCAGCAGCUGGCCCUCCACUUCCUGGGAGGAGGCAUGUCUUCAGUGGCAGGAGGUGCCCCACUCCCCGAGCCAGCAGAUACCUUGGAUAUGGUGAACGAGGUUGAGCCGUCUGCCCCUCAUGGUGGUGCCGGGUCCAGCCCCAAGCAGCCUGUGGCCGAGGGGCUGCUGAUGGCUCUGAAGCCCUUCCUGUCUGAGGCCCUGGUCAGCCAGGUCGGGGCCUGCUACCAGUUCAAUGUCGCCCUGCCCAGUGGCACCCAGAGCAUCUACUUCUUGGACCUCACUACAGGCCAAGUGGAGUCCAGCUCCCCAGCCAGGACAGCAAGUCGUUUAGUGAUGGCCACAGGCCAAUGUCUUCAAGACUGACAAAGAGAAACUGGGAGUGCGAGGUGAUCCUAGAAGGUGGCCAGUUUGGAGAGCCAGACAUGAACAACAAGCAUUAAGAAUAAGAAAGGACAUGGGUACCGCACGAGGGCCUGCUCAUCCGGAACGGAUUUUUACACCCAUGCUGAUCGGGAUACUGGGCUGGGAAGAACUGCAAACAGCCUCGAUUAUCCAAACUCAGCUUUGGCACCUUAAAAACCGAGUCUGCGACUCAGGCACAGAGGAUGAAGGUUUCACAGGGCAGCUUAUGUUGAUACCAGCUCCUCUGAUCACUGCCCCUUCGCCUAAAUAUACAUUAUUUUUUUAAAAAAGUCAUACAGUAUGUUAGAAGGCCACCGGUGCCUUGAGAGAGGGCCUGGCAUGUUUUGGAACAGCACGGAGGCCAGUGUGCCUGGAGUGGAGAGCGGGGGAGAGUGGGAGAUGAGGCUACAGGUGAAAAUGGGGCCAGUUCAUGUGGAGCCUUGUAGCCAUUGUAAGGACUCUGUGCAGUGGGAUGCUGCUGGAGAGUUCUAGGAGAGGAACUGACUGUACAAACAGACAAGGGCCAGACCACAUAUAAAAACAACUCUGAUCCUCAACCUGCAGCAACCUGCCAGGAAACCAACCCCUCAUAUGCAACAGUCAGCCCCGAAAGCCAGCCUGCCGGAAGUCAGACUCGCAGGAAGCCAGCCUGCUAUCUCGAGUGACGAUCCAGGAAGCAAAACAAUAACUUCCGUAACAAUCAGCCCCCAGUGGUCAGGACUUGAUUAAUAACUCACAGCUUCACUAAUUUUUGUCCCUGCUUCCAACUUGGGACCAACCAGAGAAAGCCAAAUAUGCAUCCCUAACCAAUCACAUAGGCUGCCCCCUUCUGGUCAGCCCGCCUCCAGCUCCCGGGGCUCGCA